AUGCCCUCAAUGAAAGUGGAGGGUGAUAGUGAUGGAGAUGGAGAUAUGUCCGGUGGAGAAACUGAAAGGUCUGGAGGAUCUUCUAGAGGCCCGGACCGAGACUCAAGCGCGGAAGAGGCUGAUGAACCGGACUCUGACGACUCCUCGGAAAUGGAUGAAAGUGAAUGUGAGCGACGUCGUAACGAGUGCCUCGAUAACUUGGCGAACCUCGAACGACAGUUCACCGUGCUCCGGGAGCAGCUGUACAACGAGAGGGUGAAACAUGUGGAAUAUCAGCUUGCGGAGGUCCGGGGUGGACGAUCGCAGGAGUACCUUGGUCCGUUGCGAAGGUUGCAAGAGAACAUGCGUGUGAGGAUCGAAGUGGCGGGCAUUCUGAAGCAAAUGCGUAUAGAUAAUAUAAAGCAUAUCUACGAAGCGGAGGAGCAAGCCGCUCACCAGCAUUUUAAGCGUUUCAGGUGUAAAACGUGUGACUUUCUGCAUUCGAACAUCCGCAUGCCAAGCGUGAGGUCCAUGUCCGGCUGUGAACUAUGA
This is a messenger RNA of Parnassius mnemosyne (clouded apollo), 531 nucleotides long. The record is from the annotation of a GenBank genome assembly. NCBI's taxonomy places the organism in Eukaryota, Metazoa, Arthropoda, Insecta, Lepidoptera, Papilionidae.